UACAGCCAUUCUCCAGUCUCGACUCGACGACACUCGGAACUAGAAGUGGUAAAAAAAAGUGACGGUCUUUUCUCGGUCGAACGGUCAAAUCCGGAUAUUGCGGUGUGAAAAUCCGGAAAACGCGACUAGAGCCCUUGCUCGGUUAACUAGUUUCUUCUGCUUGACAAUAUUCGCGAUCGGUGUGACGACGGCCUAGGUGAUCUGGUGAAAGUGAGAAACCCCGGCAGGAGGCGGAAGGUUUUUUCGGUGCUGAACGUGGCCGCCUCCGGUGUAUCAGUUGGAUCCAAUUGAAUGGAUCAUUUGUAGUUGUGCUGAUGAUCGAAAAUCGGAUCAAAUGUGAUUCACAGUGCACUUCUAAGCCCUGCCUAGUGAUGCAAUUUUGAUGUUGCAGGCGCAGCAGGCAAUUACACCGGAUUCGACAGGUCAUAAUCGAUGCUUACUGAUUGAGAUGAACUAGACAAACAAGAACGGCAUCAUCAACAACUACACGGUCCCACGCACUAAAUCAAUUUCACGUGUACCCACAAAAUCGCAUAUCGAUUGGCGAUUCCCGUAUUGUGAACUGUGCCCGCCUUUUUGGUGGAAAAGUGGGACGGGAUGUGUCGCCGAAAAGAAAUUCAUUUGCGGUGAUGUGUUCGAAUUGAUCGGAUUGGAGACAGCGUAGGUGCGAUUUAUGCUUCGCGGGUUCCAUUGAUGCGCUGUGCAAUUUCCAGACGGAUUGUUUGUUCAGAAGUACUGAAGAAAAAUCGAAUUGCUAGGAUCGAUUAGUUCAAUUAAGAGGCUCAAAGCGUUCAGCGAAAUGGAUAGCAAUUAGUGAAGCAAGAAAAAAAAGGCAGCCUUCAAUCGCCUAAGUGUCAAGGGAUGUGUCCAAAGGUAUCCUCAAAUGAAAUAUUGCUUUAUUGCAGCACGUUGUGUACGCCAGUUAAGGAAGAGAGAAGAAAAGUCCAGUUGUUAUAUAAAAUAGUGUUAAGAUCCUACUAAGAAGAAUUAAGCAGAGUCUAGUGUAAGUGUAAAUCAAGAAAUAGUAUCGUCAAAGCGGUACUUGCAAAAAAUAUAAGUGAUAACGGAUAAAAGCUAAAUCGGCCAAACGGAAACGGCAGAAGGAUCGGUCAGUGCUUGUGAUUGUUAAGUGCGUCGUGCAAAAAUCAGAACGACACGACUUCAUAUUAGGAAAAGAGGCACCCGCCAACAAGAAUUAGCAAAACACACGCGGCCGCUGUAUGCGUGCGCGUGUGUGUGCGUGAGAGGUGCCUGUGUCCGUGAGUGUGUGCGUAUGAAUGCGUCAGAACCAAACCAUCAUCAACAUCGUCUGCUGAAAGUUUAAACAAUAACACAACGUUUCCAGCAACUACAACCACAUUCAAUAAGCAACAACUGCAGAAAGCAUACCCCACGCGCUCUCCACGAACAUCCCUUCUUCCCUGGAUCACGAAUUGACAGCAGCUAAGUAAGAAACAAAGCAAAAAGAGUAACAAUGUCGUCCGGGACAUUCGUCGACCGAAUCGAUCCGUUCGCCAAACGUUCGCUCAAAAAGAAGGGUAAAAAAUCUCAGGGUUCAUCGCGGUACAGGAGUUCGCAGGAUGUGGAACUGCAGCAGCUGCCGUCGCUGAAAGUGGACUGUUCCAGCCUAGAGCAGGAGGAGCUGUUCAUCCGGAAGCUACGGCAAUGCUGCGUUUCGUUCGACUUCAUGGACCCGCUGUCGGAUCUCAAGGGCAAGGAAAUUAAGCGGGCGGCACUGAACGACCUGUCGGCGUACAUCACACACGGGCGCGGUGUGCUGACGGAGAACGUCUAUCCGGAAAUUAUCAAAAUGAUAUCUGUGAAUCUAUUUCGAACGCUCCCGCCUAGUGAAAAUCCGGACUUCGAUCCGGAGGAGGACGAUCCGACACUCGAAGCGUCCUGGCCCCAUCUGCAGCUGGUGUACGAGGUGUUCCUACGCUUCUUAGAGUCGGCCGACUUUCAGGCGACGUUCGGCAAGAAGGUGAUCGACCAGAAGUUUGUCCUGCAGCUCCUGGAGCUUUUCGAUUCCGAGGAUCCGAGAGAGCGUGAUUUUUUGAAAACCGUAUUGCACCGUAUAUAUGGCAAAUUUUUAGGAUUACGUGCUUUUAUUCGUAAGCAAAUAAAUAACAUAUUUCUACGUUUUAUAUACGAAACGGAACAUUUCAACGGAGUCGGCGAGCUGCUGGAAAUUUUGGGAAGUAUAAUCAACGGCUUCGCCUUGCCGCUCAAAGCGGAGCACAAGCAGUUCCUGGUGAAGGUGCUGCUGCCACUGCACAAGGUGAAGGUGUUAUCACUGUACCACGCUCAGCUCGCGUACUGCGUAGUGCAGUUCCUGGAGAAGGACGCCUCACUGACGGAGCCGGUGGUGCGCGGGCUGCUCAAGUUCUGGCCAAAGACCUGCUCCCAGAAGGAGGUGAUGUUCCUCGGCGAAAUCGAGGAAAUCCUAGACGUGAUCGAACCGCCCCAGUUCGUGAAAAUCCAGGAACCGCUGUUCCGGCAGAUCGCCAAGUGUGUUUCAAGUCCACAUUUUCAGGUGGCCGAACGGGCACUCUACUUCUGGAACAAUGAGUAUGCUAUGUCGCUGAUCGAGGACAACAAUGCCGUCAUUAUGCCGAUCAUGUUCCCAGCACUAUACCGGAUCAGCAAAGAACACUGGAAUCAGACGAUCGUGGCCCUCGUCUACAAUGUGCUGAAAACGUUCAUGGAGAUGAACUCGAAGCUGUUCGACGAACUGACCGCCAGCUACAAGGCGGAACGGCAGAAAGAGAAGAAGCGGGAACGAGAACGAGAAGAAUUGUGGAAGCGACUGCACGAGCUGGAGAGUGCCCGCCGACCGGAUGCACCCGGUGGUGGCCCCGGUAGUCUGAUAGCCGAAGGAACUGGAAAUUCCCUGCCACCCGGUGGUGGUUCGGUUUCUCAGCUAACACCGAAUGCGCUAUCAUCCGCCACAUCCACGUCGUCGUCUUCGUCACCGUCGUCCGUUACAUCCGGUAGCAAUUUGACUGGGCUCGGUGGAGCCUCGUCACAACCACCACCACUCGGUUCGGCCACCAGUCACCAAACAGGCUCUGCGUCAUCCUCCGCCACAACCCCCAAUGCCGCCACCAACAAUGCCGCUGCUGCGUCAUUAAGCAAGUGAUGUACUGAAUAAUACUACUUUUAAAUUCAUCUUCCCUCUUGACAUACCACCUGAUCAUCAUUUCCGACGUCCUCAUCUCGAGCCCGCAUCGCAUCCCGAACAUUCUUUCCUUUGCAUCUGCACACUCACUCACACACAUACACACAUUCACGAACACUCACAAUUCUCGGACACAUGCAAACUCACCUAGGAUGAUAAAAUCAGCACGCAUUGAUUCCGCUAGGAUCCCAAACAAAAAGUCCCUUGCUUUCGGGUUGAAGCACAGGCAAAACGAAAGAAGAUCAGCAAAUUAAUCCCCCAACAUCAUCAUCCUUAGUAAAAAAACAAUUGUUAUAAGAAAUCUGUCAGGCAGAAACCAAUAUUCAAUUGUAUGCUAACGAAAACCAAUAAAAGAAAAACAAUCCUUUUAUAGAGAAGAGCGAAACCUAGUUGCAAUUCGAAUGCAAAUUACGGAAUGGGUAAUACAAAGUAUGUAAAGUUAAUAAACAAUAAAACUUACCUGCUACUA
This is a messenger RNA of Topomyia yanbarensis, 3647 nucleotides long. It is a transcript of the gene wdb, whose product is annotated as serine/threonine-protein phosphatase 2A 56 kDa regulatory subunit epsilon isoform. The record is from RefSeq and is a predicted model, not a curated record. NCBI's taxonomy places the organism in Eukaryota, Metazoa, Arthropoda, Insecta, Diptera, Culicidae. Gene Ontology annotation, cellular component: nucleus; protein phosphatase type 2A complex; cytosol. Gene Ontology annotation, biological process: signal transduction; protein dephosphorylation. Gene Ontology annotation, molecular function: protein phosphatase activator activity. The transcript has 8 exons. Bases 1475 to 3139 code for a protein of 554 amino acids.